AUGGUUAUCGCGACCUAGGUACCUGUGGUGCUUUUAACUCCUUAGGGUAUCAUCGUUUUAGCGUCAGAGGACCACAUGUCAUCGUCGUCAUCCUUAGAUGAUUGUUGCUAAGAUAGAUUUUCAAUUCAGUAUCGCGUUUGGGCAAUGUUUUCUGUUGUGUCUGCGGAACAAGGCAGAUUCAUCUCUCCAUCCCAAUUCGACGGAAUCUCUGCCAUGCGCUCAUCUAGUUUUUCAUACUUUUUGAAGAAUAUAUGACGCAGAUUUAGCUCUUCGUAACAGGAAACCUGUUAAUCUUUAAGUGAGGGAAACUUAAAAUUGUAACAUCUGCAGAGCAAGUCUGCAGCGGUGAGACCCCAAGUAUUCAGACUAGAGAUUGACAUAUGUGAACGUAAACGGGAACGGGAACGGGAACGGGAUGAUGGGGCAAGAGUAUGCUUGAGACAAGUGAAUGACGCCUUGUCUGGAUGAUUCAUUAACAAGGGAUAAGUUUUGUACGUAGUCAUGUUAUCAGAGACGUUAACUAUCUAAUGUAUCGGCAAAAUGUCUCCCCAUUGAUUAUCAUCCCGUGGUGCCUGUAAGAAGAUUUAUGACUUUUACAUUUUUGACCCGACACUUCUACCGUUUAAUGAAUCAGAUAGUUUAUUUAUCUAUAUGUUGCGCCAUGUAUUUUCUUUCAAUGCAAUGGUUGCUUACAUGUUUCAGUCAAAGAAGAGGGGCCUUUCUUUGGAUGAGAAGCGGGAGCAGAUUCUUCAAAUAUUUUACGACUCAAAAAACUUCUAUCUUGUGAGUAUUAUGUCUUUGUAAGCGAGAAAAAAAUGGUUUAUUUGUCUUAUUGGACUUGUUAUAUAUUACAUUACCAAGAACGCUCAAAAUAGUAAUUUGUUGUAUAGCUUUAAUUUUGGAAAACAUGUGUCUUUUUUUAGUUUUUAUUAAAAAUUUCUUCCAGAUUCUUGCUUGGUAGUGGAAUAAAACGAUUCUAGAAAUUUAUUUUCCACAGUAGAAAUUCAUUCCAGGUUUUCCCCUCUGUUCUCAAGCCUGUCACUUGGAUAAUUGAGGAGCAUUGGUGUUAGCUCAUUCCUGCCACGUUUAGGUUAGAAAAUUUAUAUUUUUAAGCUCCUUGGUAGUCUAUCUUUCGUGAUCAUACUUUGCUACCUAAAUCCCGCAGCGUACGGAUUUUCAUAUGGAUCAAGAGUCCCAUGCAGAGAUAUUUAUCUUUAGUUUAGUCUUAGUAGCAGGUCUUCCUGGUUGAUAUUACAAAUCCGUGAGUUUAUAGCUCGGUCAAAUGGAUCGUCUCACUCCCUUCCCCAACAGAAAAGAAUCCUAAAACUUCAAGAAAUCACAUUUCAGCGUUAUGUUAUUUUAUUAUUCUCGUACGGAUGUAGAAAAGUACUUCUUAUUAGCCCUUUUUCUCGAGUUUUUUUCAUCUAAUUGGAAAUGCACCACAUUAAUCCAAAAGAUUUGACAAUUCAUGGGACUGAAAUACAUAAAAGUUCUCUACCAAUUGGUUUUGAGUUUGACAGCUUGGCAGAUCUUUAUUUGUUUUCUAUUAGUAUCAAUAUUGCACAUAUUUAUUUAUAUUAUUUGCUCAUUCUAUCCGGCACAUUGUCUAAUGUUGUAGUUCCGUGCUGUGCCAAAUAGCUAAAAGUAGGAUUUUGAAAUAUGUUCACAAGUGCAUGUCCUCCCAGGCCCUGCCAACGGUGGAAUAUUAGUUUGGAGUAUGUUCGUAAAGUUUCUCUAAUCUCCAGGGAUCAGCAUGGUCAAUUUUUUCCAAAUCUAAUAGGGUAAAACAUCUAGUGCAGAAAUGAGCACAAGCUCACACGCUGCUAAGGGAAAUGUGGUGUCAUAUAUAAGUUUAGAAAUUUAGGAGAGUGCAGGAAACAUGGACAAUAACCUGAAUUGGUUGAUAUUGAAGAGAAUCGUAAAGAAAAAAUAAAUUCGGCCUCAUUUUCUUGUAGAGAAUUAUUAAUGCCUUUAAGCUCCUUUUUCCGUUAAUGUCUUGUUUUCUUUGUGCAUUAUUUUUGUUUCUCUAAAUGCUUCCGUAUUUUAGCUGAAGGAGCUAGAAAAACUGGGCCCAAAAAGGGGUGUCAUCAGCCAGUCUGUAAAGGAUGUUGUUCAAAGCCUAGUUGACGAUGACCUUGUCUUGAAAGACAAAAUAGGCACCUCUGUGAGUUUAUCUCUUCGAACGAGUUUUUGAACUAUGAACUUUCAGUUCAGUUAUCUAAGCAUUCAAUGAGAAUGAUUGCUUAUGCUUGAAAAUUGAAUCCAUGCCCAUAUAUGUCCAUUUGCAGGUAUACUUUUGGAGUCUUCCAAGUUGUGCUAGCAAUCAGGUGACGAGUCAAAACACUUUCCAACGAUAAUGUUAUUAGAUAGGAGACAUAUGCCUUCUGUUUUUAACGAUGUUCUUAGUUUCGACUGGGGUGCUUUAUUUGAAACAGCUAAAGAACACAUACAGGAAACUUGAGUCUGACCUCGCAAACCGUACAAAGAGAUUGAAAGAGCUAGUUGAACAGCGUGAUAGUUUGAAGAGAGGCAGGGAAGAAUCUGUGAGACUUACUUAUAGAAUAGCUGACCCACCCUUCUUAUCCUUGAAUCAGAUUAUUGGCAUUUUCGAGGUCCAUGAAUAUGCUUGUAUUUCUUUUACAGGACGAGCGAGUGACUGCCUUAGAUGAGCUGAAGACGGUUGAAAUGCAACAUAAACGGCUCAAGGUUUAUAUCGCUUCCCCUCUUUUGUGAUUCAGUUUAGAUCUUCUCCUCUUCAACCUCUAUCUAGAUACUUGUCACCAGAUAUUUUCUGACCAUAUCAACAAUGCCUCCCUCCCACCAACCCCUACAUAGAUCGACUCUUCAAGAAAUCACUCGAACUGGUUGUAUUCGUGCUCGACAAACCUCAGUUCGGAGCAAGUUUGCUGUUGUCUGAAUAGAUACUAAUCAUUUUUUGUAUUGUAUUUUAGGAGCAACUAAGCUGCUAUGCAGACAAUGAUCCAGCUACAAUCGAAGCAAUGAGUAGGAACCCCACCACUUCUCUCCUCUUUACAAUUGGCCUCAAUGCAUUCCCUCUUCUUCUUCUUUUUUUUUUUAAUUGAAAAUUUCAAAUGGCAUUAAUUAAUUUGUCUUCUCAUUUAAUUUCUGGAUAACGGAUAUUUAUGUGCUUCUUUCAUAUUUACAAACAGUAGUGUAAUGAUUUUCUUGGCCGUUCAACAGGGAACGCAAUUGAGGUUGCUCAUUCUGCUGCCAACAGAUGGACCGGUCGGUGGUCCACCAUAAUCUCCCUUCACCUGCCCUCUCUCCUUUCUACCAUUGGCUCUUGCUGAUUUUGUAAAUCUCCUCCCAGACAACAUAUUUACAUUGCAGCAUUGGUGCUCAACAAGCUUUCCCCAGGCCAAGGAACAGUUGGUGCACUUAUACAGGGAGGUAAUAAUUCCAUUUUAAUCAUUUUAUUUGAUUCUUAAUUGGAACUAUGAGUAAGCCCAUGCUCAUGAAAUUAUGGUAGAGAAAGAAGCCAAGAUGGAAAAAAUAAAAUAAAAUAAAAUAUAUUGUAAUUUGUAAUUUGAUGAGUUCAGAGUAACCCUGUUUCAUUAUCUUCACCCAUGUGGUUGAGUCAAAAGGUGCUAUAUUUUCUUCUUUAUAUGAAUAUAUGUCCAGUUCAAACCAUUUCAUCGUGCUGAUUAGAAGAUGAUGCCACGUUAUUAUCAUCCUUUUAUCUCAUAUGUCACUGUGCUAUAUAUCUGGAUAUGAAAGUCGCCACUCUUGGAAGAUAGUCUAUGUUAUCUGACGUCGUCUAAUGUGGAACUUGCAGGCCGGAAUUAAUGAAGAUUUUGAGUACUUGCAGUGA
Messenger RNA from Spirodela intermedia, 3832 nucleotides. NCBI's taxonomy places the organism in Eukaryota, Viridiplantae, Streptophyta, Magnoliopsida, Alismatales, Araceae. The record is from the annotation of a GenBank genome assembly.